Molecule: messenger RNA, 1790 nt
Organism: Aspergillus candidus
Lineage: Eukaryota; Fungi; Ascomycota; Eurotiomycetes; Eurotiales; Aspergillaceae
Exons: 5
Coding region: 697-1668 (323 amino acids)
Molecular function (GO): arylformamidase activity
Source: RefSeq, a predicted model, not a curated record
CUUUCCACCAACUCCUCUCUGCCCCACUUCGUCAGCCUCGCUCUGCCGUCUGAUGGUUACUAUCCCUGUUCUAACUUCAAAGGUCGCAUACACUUGUGUUUUGGUCCCGUGUGUCGGUCUCGCAACGAGCCUCGUGCCACAACAUACAGUGAUCGGCAUGGUCGUCGGAAUGUCUGCUUGAACCCAAAUUGACACCAUAACAACUAGUGCAAUGAUACUCAUGGAUAGUCAAGUAUUGGGUCGGAGGAUUAACCCAUCUGGAUGGCGAAUACUGGGUCAAUUGUGUGUCCAGUAUCUACAAUCUACAGAGAGUGCGACCCCCGUCGGUGCCCUAUGAUGGCUUCUUCCCAAUUGGUCCUGAAUAUCCACCACCCAGUUCCACAAGCCGGGUUGAUCAAUUACCCUGCUUUGACAGCCGCCAUUACCCCUCCUUCUAUCCCAUCCCACUCGUCAGUCGAGUCGUCGGGAGAUGGAUCCACUGGGGGGUGGGACACCGACGAGCCAAAGCUUCCACCAUGGGUGAGUAAGCAAGCGUUGAUUUAACUAAAGCACAUGACGCCGUUAUGCCACGCAGAGACCCUUGCAUGGAGCUUACAUACGGAAUUCUUCUUCCACUGCCGCCGUCUCCAUUGCCGCCGUUGUGGGAUAUUGACGUGAUUACCUCGCAUUGAUCGACCCCGUCUCUGUACACCAACAAUGGCAACUCCUUCCCCCUUUGAUAUCCCCUUCGACCAGCUCCCCAACCCCAGGCAGGUCUGGGUUGGGAAACCGGGCAGCUACGAGGAAGGUUUGGGAAAGCUGGCUAUCCUGACCCCAGAUGUGGUCGCCAAAGCGGCGGCCGCCGAAAUUAGAACCGGGCGGCGCGUAACCAUGGGAUGGGACAUGACGAAGCUUGACUAUCCUAAUCUGAACCGCCAGCCAUGCCAGCAUCAGAUCGUCCCGCUCCUAGGUGGGGUGGCCUUCGACGACAUCUUUACCAUGAAUCCUCAGCAAAGUAGCCAGUGGGACGGACUGCGGCACUUCUCCCAGACGGUUCCCGGCCAGACGCAGCGAGUCUUCUACGGUGGUACCACGAGCGAAGAAAUCACCGAUCGGACGAAUGACCGGAUUGGUCUGCAGCAUUGGGCACGGGAAGGCAUUGCAGGUCGGGGGGUGUUGAUCGACUAUGCCGCGUGGGCCGAGAAAAAGGGGAUCAAGUAUAGUACCUUCUCGACGCACCAGGUCCGGCUCGCCGAUAUUGUGGAAAUAGCGCGAGAAUGCAAUAUCACCUUCCAGAAAGGGGAUAUUCUGUUUGUUCGGGUCGGAGUUACCAAGGAGUGGGACACGGUCAUGACCGAUGCUCAAAAACAGGAGUAUUCCAAUAACCCGAGUCCCUUACAUGCAGGGGUGGAAGCAACUACUGACAUGCUUCGGUGGCUGUGGGACACCGGAUUUGCUGCCAUCGCGAGCGACUCGAUCAGCUGGGAGGUUUACCCACCCCAAGCGGAUGUUUUCCUGCAUGAGUAUGUUCUUGCAGGAUGGGGGAUGCCAAUCGGCGAGCUGUUUGACCUCGAAGCGUUGGCUCGUAUGUGCCAGGAGCAUCAGCGCUGGAGCUUCUUCGUUGCCUCUAUUCCCCUGAAUAUGCCCGGGGGGGUGUCAUCCCCUCCAAAUAUCAUGGCAGUCUUCUAGACCAUAGUUGGGAGUGAGUCCAAUACUCGGUCACAUCCCCUACCCCAUAUCAUAUCAAUCCCUGUUGCAGACAGAGAUUGCCGAUACGCCAUGACUAGGAUUAGCUACCCCCUCAAUUCAUC